This is a messenger RNA of Oncorhynchus gorbuscha (pink salmon), 831 nucleotides long. RefSeq names its product endophilin-A1-like. Lineage: Eukaryota; Metazoa; Chordata; Actinopteri; Salmoniformes; Salmonidae. Gene Ontology annotation, molecular function: protein binding. The record is from RefSeq and is a predicted model, not a curated record. Gene Ontology annotation, cellular component: glutamatergic synapse; presynapse; cytoplasm. The annotation marks the transcript as partial. The transcript has 7 exons. Gene Ontology annotation, biological process: synaptic vesicle uncoating.
GCCAGUCCGAAUGAUUUCGCUGGUUCUAUUUGGACAGAGCGAUUCAUUCUGUUAUGACGAGGGGACACCAGUGUAGACUAGUCUACGCAACGGCAAAACACUCGAUAGAAAGAAGAGCGGAUUAUAAUUCCUUGUUUUGAAACCCAGAGGGUGGAUAAUCGUGGAUUACUUGGUGAACGCAAGGGGACAUCUGGUGGAACUAGAGCGAUGUCUGUCGCGGGGCUGAAAAAGCAGUUCCACAAAGCCACCCAGAAAGUCAGUGAGAAGGUUGGAGGAGCAGAAGGAACCAAACUUGAUGAUGACUUCCUUCAGAUGGAAAAGAAGGUGGACACCACUGGUAGAGCAGUGCUGGACAUCAUGACCAAAACUACAGAAUACCUACAGCCCAAUCCAGCGUCCAGGGCCAAGCUGAGUCUAAUAGGGACCAUGUCUAAGAUCAGAGGACAGGAGAAGGGGAUGGGUUACCCCCAGGCUGAAACUCUACUGGGUGAGGCCAUGCAGCGCUUUGGACGGGAGCUGGGAGAACAGUCAUGCUUUGGUCUGGCUCUCCUAGAUGCUGGGGAGGCCAUGGGUGAGCUGGGGGAAGUGAAGGAUGCCCUGGAUAUGGAGGUCAAACAGAACUUUAUUGAUCCACUGCAGAACCUACAGGAAAAAGACAUUAAAGAGAUACAGCACCACCUGAAGAAGAUGCAGGGACGCCGCCUGGACUUUGACUAUAAGAAGAAACGUCACGGUAAAGGAGUUCUGGAGGAGGAGAUCAGACAGGCGCUGGAGAAGUUUGAUGAGUCCAAAGAAGUGGCAGAGCAGAGCAUGUUCAACCUGCUGGAGAGU